AUGGUUAAUGCAAUUGUAAUUAUUAAGGGAUUGGGGGUUGAAGGAAAAGUAACAUUAUCUCAAGAAUGUGAAGGUAGUCCAAUUUACAUCAAUGGAACAGUUAGUGGAUUAACACCUGGUCAACAUGGUAUGCACGUCCAUGAAUUUGGCGAUACAAGUAAUGGAUGUAUUAGUGCUGGAGAUCAUUAUAAUCCAUUGCAUAGAGAGCAUGGUUCUCCUUUAGAUGUUGAACGUCAUAUUGGUGAUUUAGGAAAUAUUAAAGCUCUUUCAAAUGGUGUUGCAACAAUUUCAAUUAGAGAUACUAUAAUGUCUUUAUUUGGAGAUAUAUCUGUAAUGGGUAGAACAAUGGUAAUUCAUUCUGAUAGGGAUGAUUAUGGUAGAGGUAAUUUUCCAGAUUCAAAAACAGCUGGUCACUCUGGUAAAAGAGUUGGAUGUGGUAUUAUUGCAAAGAUUUGA
Molecule: messenger RNA, 456 nt
Organism: Dictyostelium discoideum AX4
Lineage: Eukaryota; Evosea; Eumycetozoa; Dictyosteliales; Dictyosteliaceae
Gene: sodF
Product: superoxide dismutase
Exons: 1
Coding region: 1-456 (151 amino acids)
Biological process (GO): superoxide metabolic process
Molecular function (GO): metal ion binding; superoxide dismutase activity; copper ion binding
Source: RefSeq, a predicted model, not a curated record